This is a messenger RNA of Pelodiscus sinensis (Chinese soft-shelled turtle), 2025 nucleotides long. The record is from RefSeq and is a predicted model, not a curated record. NCBI's taxonomy places the organism in Eukaryota, Metazoa, Chordata, Testudines, Trionychidae.
CAGCGCUGGCCUGCGAUAUGGACCUCGGUCUGAUAGAAGAACUGUUUUAUGAAGCUCUCGAGGAAACCAAGAAAGCAAGUAUUCUCAUCCUCUGUCCGGGUUACCGGAUACUUCGGAUCAUCGAGAAGGGGAUACAUAAAGUGCUGUCGGAGAACUCACACCAGCUGGCAUCAGGGAAACUUUAUGUUUCCCUCACGCGGCUGUCUGACUUGCAGAACGUCAUUGUGUCGGAGUACAGGUCGAACGAGGAGCUGGUGCAGGCAUUAAUCUGUAGCUGCUUCCUUCCUGUCAUCUGUGGCUGGAGCCCUCCCUCCUUCAGAGGCGUGCGUUACGUUGAUGGAGGUAUGACGAACAUGCAGCCUGGCUCUGACUCAGAAACCAUCAUCACAAUAUCCCCUUACACUGGAGAAGUCGACAUCUGCCCCCGGGACUGUCCUGCCUAUUUCAGCUGCAUCAACUUCUUCCGAAGCACCUUCCAGCUCUCAUCUGAGAACUUGAGCAGGCUCAGUUAUAGUAUUUGCCCACCCAGUCCUCCAGUGCUACACGAGUUUUAUCUCCAAGGAUACCAUGAUGCUGUUUUCUUCCUACAGAGGCACAGGGAGAACUGGACAAAAAAUGGAAUGGACAAGAAAACUCUGCAGCAGACACCUCUGCAUUGUGACAAAGGUACAGAAUCUGUGUUUCUUCUCUCCUGAGUAACAUUACGCUGGCAAUAUCAAAUUUAAACAUAUAUCCCCAAGUCCCAGAGGUGUAGCCGUGUUAGUCUGUAUCUGCAAAAACAACAAGGAGUCCUGUAGCACCUUACUCCAGUGUUCAGCAUAGCAAACGAAAUCAAAGGUAAAUAAGGUCUCUGCCUAAAGACAUUUCUAGCGUUAGACAAAGCAUAAAUAAAGGAAGAGAUGUAACAAAGGUGAUAGGAAUUGGGUUAUUUAAACAUAGCAAGUCUUGUUACUGCCAGAUUCAAUAGUAGCUUAGAUUCUGGUCUAUUAAAGGCACAGGCUACAGAACCAUGGUCCAGAAUUGAAUUCAAGAUUCUAUUUUUGUUUGAAAAAGAAGGUUGGUGCCAAUCCUCAUGGUUGAGAAUCCCAUCUUAAAAACUUAAAAUCAACUGAAUGGAAACCCAAACUGAAGUGUGUUCCUGAAUCUGAAACUGGAAAAAAAUAGCUGUUUCAUAUUAACCCAUUCAACUCAUGACACUGCUUAAACUUACCAGCAUUAGUUAUUUCACAGGCUUUAUUAUUGUUUUAAAACCUUCCAGCUAGUGUGUUUAUUCCAUAAUCACAUGCAGCAUUUGGCAUUUAUUGCACUUUCACCAAAAGCCUCCAUUUUUAAAUAUGAAUAAAGAGGUCACAGAGGGUGUGUCUAGACUACAGUUUGUUUGUUUUUUUAAAAGUGGCCUUUUUUAGAAAGCAAAACAAAACAAAAAACCUUCCCUGCAUCUAGGCUGCCAGCAUGCUCUUUCAAAUUAAAUCGAAAGAACACAACAGUUUUUUCGACCGCAGUAAACCUCAUUUUAUGAGGAAGAACACCUUUUUUCGAAAGUGCUCUUUUGAAAAAAGGCGUUAUUGAAUGCAAACAGGGCUUUUUUGAAAGAGAGCCUCCAGACUGCCUGCUUGCUUUUUCAGAAGUACUGGUUGUAGUCUAGACACUUUUUCAAAAGUAUCUCUCGAAAAAGCCUCUUUCGAAAGAGGUUUGCAGUCUAGUCUUAGCCAGAAUUACCAGUCAUAGGAUCAUAAGACUGGAAAGGACCUUAAUAGGUCUAGUCCAGUGGUUCUCAAGCUUUUUUCAUUUGCAGAUCCCUAAAAAGUUUCAAAUGAAGAGGAGAACCCCUCUGGCAGUCUGCAGGUUAAGAACCAUUGAUCUAGUCCACUCUCCUGCACUCAAGACAGGACUAAACUACUAAGCCAAUCAUGACAGGUGUUUGUCUCUAGCCUGUUCUUAACCUCCUGUGAUGGGUUUUAUACAGAAUAUCUUACUGCCCCUGUAUAAAACUAUGGUACGCCCACAUCUUGAAUACUGUGUACA